Molecule: messenger RNA, 8004 nt
Organism: Penicillium roqueforti
Lineage: Eukaryota; Fungi; Ascomycota; Eurotiomycetes; Eurotiales; Aspergillaceae
Exons: 8
Coding region: 1-8004 (2667 amino acids)
Cellular component (GO): cytoplasm
Molecular function (GO): gamma-tubulin binding; nucleic acid binding; ATP binding
Source: RefSeq, a predicted model, not a curated record
AUGUGUCGCUUUGAAUUCGUGGGGCGCGGUCUAUUAUACUGGCAGCGUAAGAACGGUCCAACGGAGAGAAGGAAUUUCCCUAGGGAACUCUCGAAGGAGAAUUCUGUCGCUCAAGAUGACUUUCCCCUUCUUUCACCUCCGGAGAAAGCUCUCCUCGCCUCCGUUGUCCAUCUAAGCCGACUCCACGCGCAGCUGCGGAAAUAUGCCUCCGAUAUAUCCUCUGCGAGUCCAUCAGUUAUAUGCCGCUCAGUCUCCACAGCUGUUAUUGGAACGCAUCUAGGUGAAUUCCAGAAGAAGAUACUGGAGGUUGAGAGGGCAAUCCUUGCCGAGGACAGCGGAUAUGUCGGAGGGUAUGGUAUUGUCCCAUUGUCGACUAUCGUGGGAGAGUUCGCACCAUGGACGCGGCGCAUGGAAUGGCUCUGGACUAUUAUCCGGUUCAUUCAACCAGAAAGGAAAAACACCGAACCUUUGCAUGGCUCCACGGGGGCAGCGCUCAUAGAUCACCUGCGGACCGAAGCUCAAACAGGAUAUCUCGAUAUCAAAGACAUGGCCCUGCAAUUAGCGACAACGGCUGAGACAGCAUGGAUGAAACAGCUUUCGAUGUGGUUACUUUAUGGGAAUCUUCCCAUCUACGGGAAGGAGGACUUUUUUAUCCAAGAGGAUACCGAAAAGGAGAAUGACGAGGCACAAUUCAGCAUAAACGUCCGAUUGCUCCCAAAUUUUGUCACAGCACAAACAGCAGGCUCAAUACUAUUCAUUGGUAAAUCUCUCAAUCAUAUCCGGGCGAAACGGAAAACCUCAAUAGCAGGAACCUCUACUGCGCCGGUUACGUUAUAUCGGGAGCACAUCGAGCAACUUGCAGGCCUGAAAUCACCAAUUUCGCCUUCAAAACUGACUACCGCCGUUGACUCCAUUCGCCUUUCCCUUUCUCAAUCAACCUUGUCGAAAUUGUUGCCCCUCCCAAAAAUUCUAGAAAUUCUUACUUUGCUUCACAAUUUCCUUUUACUAGGACGAGGGGAGUUUGCGGUAGCUCUUGUAGCACAUGCAGAUUCCCGCAUUGAGGAAAGCCGACGCCGAGGCCCAUCAGCGACUCGUCCUUUGGGAAAACCUGACGUCCUUACCGUCAAAGAAGGUGAUGUCACAGCUGCUCUAGCUGAAGCAUGGGCAGAGCUUUUCUCGCUGGAAAAGGAGGAGGACCCGGCCGACGAAGAACUUGAACUUGCCCGGGACCUUCUUUCUCUGUCCAUUAGUGGCCGCAAAAGUGGCCGACCGAUGACGCCUGCCCAAACUCCCAACUUAUUAUCCAAAAUCUCAAAGGUCUCAUUUGAAGACCUGCUCUUCCCCACGCCGACAACCCUCACUUCACAUAUCCGAGCUCCUCUAGACCUGUUCAUCUCGAGCUCUGAUAUUGUCAUAUAUUCUAAGAUUCAUUCUUAUCUCCUGGGAAUACGGCGGGCUCAAAUCCGGCUUGGGGAUCUUUGGAAACGAACUCCGUUGCGGCGAAACUACCCUACGCCAUGGGGACCGCCCAGAAGCAACAGUAUCUUUGGCCAAGCAAAGCUAAAGGCAAGAAGAGAUAGAGAUAAUGCCCGUGUUCGCCAAAUGCGUCAUAUCUGGGCCACAGGAAGUGCAUGUCUAUUUAUGCUUUCCGAGAUCGGUGGCUUUUUCCAAGGAGAUGUUGUCAAUGAGUCGUGGCAGCACCUUCGCCAAUGGAUUGAAGGAAGCUCUUCAUCUACAGCAUCAGCCCCUGGGUCCCGACCUGGAACCGCAUCCUCUUCUAAAUCGCAGCAUAGUUCCAAGACAGUGUCUCCUAACCAGAUUCCGACCAGAGACUUCCCCGAGUCUGGCCAACAGACCAUGGGACGGCACGAUCCCGAGGCUCUCACGGUUGCACACCGGCGGCACUUGUCAUCGCUGGUCCAGUCCCUCUUUUUGACUGAACUACCCUUCACAAACACCAUGAGAGGACUACUCACAAAUAUCGACCGCUUCGUCGCCCUUGUGAUCCGGUUGGAAACCAUCCAACGCAACAUGGAUCUAGAAACAGAUGAAGGCGUGGAAGACGCGUUGGUGGAUUAUGCCCAGGAAGAACGCGAUGUAUGGGAAGAGUUACGUACCACUCGAAACGAUGUCGAGACGGGUAUUAAGAAUCUCGUUGGGACCCUGCGGGACAUUGACGAUAGUCGCUCGGGAGAAGGCAAAGGACCCGUGGAACUAGCAACGAACUUCGGUCAUAUGUGGCCUGGUUCCCGGCACGUUGAUGACAGCACGAGCCCCGGGUUCAGUCAUUACGUGCCCCAUAAAGCAGCGGGGGUAGAUCGUCUGCUCAUGAAACUAGAUUUCGGCAGCCUUCGCAGCGGCUUCGGACACGAGACGAAUGUGGGUUUCGCCGCUUACCUGGUUCAUCCUGCGACCCCCGCAAAUAUUGAGAAGAUAAUGGAUCGCCAUGUUGUGCUAGAUUGGUACAAUAACCUAGACUCUCGGGUCGUUGACCUCGUCGGUGACUUUGUUGGUGACGAGCUUUUCAUAAUCGAAGGAGAUUCGCUUCUGCUCGAAUGCUUUUCCAACGACAAACUUGAUUUCAACCCUGGUUUCCAGGUCUUGCAUGCGACUUACCUUGCCGAGAAGUUGUUACAAAAGCUUCAACAGCGCAAGUGUUUCUUCGAGAUUGUCUUUUUCGCCGAGAAUGCCUCAUUAUGCAUUCCCAAGGGAGUUCACAGAGACCUCCACGCGAGGUACCUCCUUGCCCGAGAGGCGAUCAUACAGCAUCUUGUGUCUAUUCGCGUCCAACCAUCGCGAUACUUCCAGGUUCUGAGGUUUGAUAACUUCCAGUCCGAUGAGUUUAAAGCUCAUCUGAUAAGUUCGGGGGCCUAUUUGUUCAUGUGUCACGAUGGUGCUUCUUCCGAGCAAAACAAGGAUGAUAUUGCUAGUGAUAUCGACAGCAGCGAUUCUGAAAGUGAUUCUGACAGCAGCGAUCUCGAAGAUGGUGACCAGAAAGGUUCUUUUGUCGAUAAGCGAGGCGAGAUCUCAAGGUUCAAGCUCCGCGCGAUGAUCUACUGGUUCGUUGUCCACGGAUACAACAUUGCUCUCAUCAAUAGUCUUGAGUUCCGUGACACCAAGGUCAUGGCAAUGGUGAUUGAAAGCUCCAUAAAAACGAAUCCCUUAUCGACUGGCCCUGAAACAGACGAUCCCGAUCAAUUGUGGAAUUCCCUCUCCCAAUUGGAUAUUGAGGACAGCCAAGACCAAGCGGAGGAUGCGCUGGACUACGAUUCCAUCAAAAACGAAUCGUCAAACCAGGCUCAAACAGAUAACUUUCUUCAACAGGCACUUCUUGAGAAGCCCGAGCUGUCGCAGCGCCAAUGUCUGGUGGUUGCUACGCUUAGCUCCAUGCUUUUGGGUAGCGUGACGGAUAGCCUCGAAAAUAAGAUUGGAGCACAGUCUAUGCUUUUGCACAUUGUACUUUUACAAAACACGCAACUGUCGGAUCGAUCAAUCCAAACAACAACUGUACCCAAAAACUUGAAGUUUUUCAAUGAAUUCGUGAAAACCGCGAAUGCUUUGCUCAGCUCGAAGCUUUGGGAGAAAGAAAUGAGCGACCAUAGCCUACCUUGCGACCUGUCUGACCUCGUGGACGGAACAUUGUUCUUCGGAGUCCAGUGGAUGGUCGAGAAACUCGGCAUCCAAACAGUAAUUUCAUCGGCCACACAAUCCCCGUUCAACACUCUUGCGUCUCUGGUGGACCGCAUUUGUGGAACAACACUGCAAUGUGAAGCGAUUGGGGGAGCUCCCGCUCCCUUGGAACAUACCACUCACGGAAUUAUCUCUAAGCCUUAUCAUGGCUUUGAAAAGGUGCUUCCAUUUAGCAAUGCAGUCUUCGAUAAAAUUCUGGAGCCUGUCCAGCUCGUAGUCGAUGAAUCUGCCGAUGCGAAGAGUGAUUCGCAAGUUUUCAAGGAGUUCAAAGAAGAUAGCCACUGGCAUAGCUCCAGGCCCCUUGAUCAAAAGAAAGUCAUCCUAACCCCCCAAGAGGUUGAGCGAAACCACAAACGAAACCAGCGUUUUAUGGCCGAGAUGAGAGAUUAUGCUGCAAGUCUCUCUGGAUCACAACCAGAGCCGAUUGUUGUCGAAUCUUCCAGUAGUUCACGUCAGAAGUCUCACCAAACUCCUUCGGCAAGCAGAGACGUUGGAACCCACCCGACGACCUCGAAAUCAGACAAGAAAUCUCACUCCAAAUCUGGUAAACCAUCCACCAAAGAGAUGGCCGCAGCUUUCGUUCAUCAAAAAGCAAUGGAAGUCACUCAAAAACAGAGACAGAAGUGGAAAAACGUGUACAAUGACGAAUUUUCUCUCAUCGAUGAUCUUGUGACUCGUUUUACGAAGCUCAACGGAUACUUAACUAGUCUACCUAAAGACAGUCGACAGGUUCUGGAGCCCGAAAUUCUGACUUGCAUGAUUGAUACAUUGCUACGCCUUCUCUUUUUCGAACGCAUAAAUCCGCAGAAUAAAAAGCAUAUGUUGAUCGUGACACGCAUUUGGGAGAUCGUCACUUCUCUUGUGAAAAUCAAGCAGGGUAUCUCAUCCGAUAUUGUCGCAUAUGUCUCGACUGUCUGUGAAGUACUUGGUUUGCCAGCUGCCCAGCUUCAUGCCGAUAGUGAACAGAAACUAUCUUUCCCGGCGUUCAAAAUUCCUAAAGCAGCACCCAGCAUGAGUAUUGAGAUGAGCCCAGUUGAAUUCCAGCUUCUACAUGGUGGGCCUUUCAUGGAGCGCAGCAUAGACUCAUUGCCCGACUCCCGGACGCCUGAUUUUGCGCCCGACCGCUGGCAGCGUGAAGUUCUGGACCAGAUCGAUGCAAAGAAGAGCGCAUUCAUCGUGGCCCCAACGAGUGCAGGAAAAACAUUUAUUUCCUUCUAUGCGAUGAGACAGAUUUUGAAAGAAGAUAACGAUGGAAUUCUUGUUUAUGUUGCCCCCACAAAAGCUCUUGUCAAUCAGAUCGCAGCUGAGGUGCAAGCCCGAUUUUCCAAAACCUUCCCAGCCAAAACCAGCGGGAAAUCGGUUUGGGCCAUCCACACAAGAGACUACCGCAUCAAUAAUCCUCAGGGAUGCCAAAUUCUCAUCACGGUGCCCCAGAUUCUUCAGAUCAUGCUGCUUAAUCCCUCGAACGCCAAUGCAUGGACUCCCCGCUUGAGGCGUAUCAUUUUUGAUGAGAUUCAUUGCAUUGGCCAGGCCGAUGAUGGUGUCGUUUGGGAACAACUGCUUCUGAUGUCCCCAUGCCCAAUUAUAGCACUCUCGGCUACCGUCGGAAAUCCCCAGGAAUUCUACAACUGGCUUGAUUUUGCCCAGAGAAGCAAUGGAUUUGACCUCAAAAUGAUCCAGCAUCACCACCGUUAUUCGGACUUGCGGAAGUACGUGUACCAGCCCCAUGGUGACUUCUCGUUCAAAGGGUUUUCCAGCACUCCUAGCUUGGCCCGUUUGGGCCUCGAUGGAGCAGAUGAUAUGACGUUCGUUCAUCCUGUCACUAGCCUUUUGGACCGCACCAGAUCGAUACCAGAUGAUCUUGACUUUGAGCCACGUGACUGCUUCACCCUCUGGAAAGCAAUGAAGGACCUUCAAACAAAGCAGUUCCCUGUUGAUCCAUCUCUGGAUCCAUCCAUCUUUUUCUCGAAUACUGUCAUCCAAAAAGUACAUGUCAUAGAGUGGCAGGGACAACUGAAAAAGUUGUUAGGGGAGUGGAUGAAAGACCGGGAAUCUCCAUUUGAGACACUUUUACUCCAUCUCGAACACCCAACAGGGUUUGUAGUCGAGAAAGAAAAGGACUUAUCGAAACAGGUGUCUCGGAUGAAUGGCCUAUCUGGCACCCUACACGGGAACCUGGUCGACACAACCCUCCCUUUGAUCGCCUCGUUACACGCUCAGAAUGCCCUCCCCGCGCUAUUCUUCAAUUAUGACCGCGGUAGAUGUGAAGAUAUAUGCCAAUCGCUGUUGACACAGCUACAAAAUGCCGAGACAAAAUGGAAAGAAGAGAGUCCGGUAUGGAAAUCCAAGAUUGCCAAAUGGGAAGUAUGGAAGACAUCCAAGCUGUCAGCAAAGAAGAAGCUUGAAAGGGCUACCAAGAAGAAAACAAGUGGAAACGCUGACGAAGAGCCAAUUUCCAAGGCAGAGCAAGCCAAAGAAUCAGCAUCUACCGAUUUCGGCUGGCUUGAUCUCUUUGAUCCGAAGAGGCCUGUGGAUGGAUUCCAUUUGGCUGACUUCAAGAAAGUACCCGCUUCCGAGUUCCUUGUUUAUUCCAAGCAGUUGCAGUGGCGCUCGGUGCCUCAAUGGUUGAUAGAUGCCCUAGAGCGAGGAAUUGGUGUCCACCAUGCUGGUAUGAAUCGCAAGUACCGUCAAGUUUGUGAGAUCCUCUUUAGGAAAGGCUUUUUACGUGUCGUUAUUGCAACUGGAACUUUGGCUUUGGGUAUCAACAUGCCUUGUAAGACAGUCGUUUUUUCAGGCGAUUCCAUUUUCUUGACAGCCCUGAAUUUCCGCCAAGCCGCCGGAAGAGCAGGUCGCCGUGGAUUCGAUGUCCUGGGAAAUGUUGUUUUCCAGCAGGUCCCACCAUCCAAGGUGCAACGACUGAUGAGUUCGAGACUCCCAAGUCUCAGUGGACAUUUCCCCAUUACGACAAGCUUGGUUCUACGGUUGUUCAUCUUGCUAUAUGGAUCAAAGCAAGCUCCGUCUGCCGUGAAAUCAAUCAAUUCGAUCCUCUCAAGUUCUCGCAUUCACCUCGGUGGCCCUGAGAUGAAGCAGACGGUGCUCCACCAUCUCCGAUUCUCUAUCGAAUACCUCCGACGAAACAAUCUUCUUAGCAGUACAGGUAUGGCUGUGAAUUUUGCGGGCUGUAUCUCUCAUCUGUACUACACAGAGAAUUCUAGUUUUGCUUUCCAUGCCCUACUGAAUUCGGGAUACCUCCAAGAUCUCUGUCAGGACAUAGAGACAAAGCCAAAAAAGACUCUUGAAACUCUGAUGCUGGUCAUGGCCCACCUUUUCGGGCGUAUUCCCCUGCGAGAGUCCACCUUGGAACGGUUCCAAAACGCGGAAAAGAAGCCUUCCUCGAUCGUGGCUCUUCCACCUUUACCGAGAAAAGCAGCCUCCGCCCUACGUGCUCACAACAGACAGGUCCUAGAUGUCUACACUGGCUAUUUCUCCACUUUUGUCGAGCAGCAUAUCAAGGAACCAGACUGUUCGCUACCAUUCAGUGGGAUCAAGUGCGGUGGAGAAAGUUCCUGCGAGCAACUCGGGUUCUCGCAGUUUGACCACAUCUCCCCAUCAAUCAUAUCACCAUUCUUCGCCCUUUCAGGAAACGGAGACCAAUGCAGUACUGUCUUCGAACUCAGUCAGAUGGUUCGCAGUGGCGUUUGGAUUGAGGAUUCCGUCAUUCCAUAUGUGGCUGUUGAUCCCAACGAGAACGCCAUCCCUCUCAAUGCAUACCUGUAUGACUUCUUCAAGCACGGAAAUGUUUCUCAGUUGGAGACUGCAAACCGCAUCCGUCGCGGAGACAUCUGGUUUGUGCUGAACGACUUCUCAUUGACUCUGGCUACCAUUAAGACUAGCAUUGAGGGCUUCCUCAAGCCUGGAAGCAAUAUCGGUGCAGACAUGCUCGAUGUUGCUGGCGGAGGCGACGAUUACGAAAAUCUCGUGGAUGAUAAGGCCGUUGAUCAGAUUGAGGCUGAAAAUGCUGGAAAGAUGGACGUCAAACUAGACAACAAGCAGGCGUCUGCUGCCCCCGUCCCCACCUCUCGGCCCCGGGCGAAGAAGGUUGUGAUUGAUAGCUGGGAGGAUGAGAUGGAUGAUGAAGAUGAUGAAAUUGAGGAUGAAGCCAUCAAUGCUUCCAAAGAUGCGAGCAACGGGCUCAGCUCUAAAAAUACGCAAGAGCCAGUGGAUAAUUCUUACCGAUCCAUGUUCUUGGUUGCCAAGGCCUUCAAAGAACUGCACGCCGAGUUUGAUAACAAGUUCAAGGCCAUGUGGGCUUAA